This is a messenger RNA of Lizanozyma spartinae, 1704 nucleotides long. RefSeq names its product acetyl-CoA:L-glutamate N-acetyltransferase (gene ARG2). The record is from RefSeq and is a predicted model, not a curated record. The transcript has a single exon. The coding region runs from base 1 to 1704 and encodes 567 amino acids. Gene Ontology annotation, biological process: L-arginine biosynthetic process. Gene Ontology annotation, molecular function: arginine binding; L-glutamate N-acetyltransferase activity, acting on acetyl-CoA as donor. Gene Ontology annotation, cellular component: mitochondrial matrix. Lineage: Eukaryota; Fungi; Ascomycota; Pichiomycetes; Serinales; Debaryomycetaceae.
AUGAGCAAGUUUGCUACGCUUAACAGACAGUUUAUCUCCAAUUUGAAGACCCACCAAGUGAUAACUGAUGCUAAACGAAACUUGAUAUUGUCGAUUCUCAAAUCUACCACCACCAAAAGAGAAGCCAGAAACUACUUGAACAAGUACCAGAACCAAUUUGAUUUCAGUGAUAUUCGUUUUGAUAACGUCAGCAAGGAAUUGACUACAAGAGAGGAACAACGUGAAUUGUUCAUCAAUAGGUUUCUUUCAAGACAGAACCCUUUCCUUAACAUUUAUGAUGAAGAGGAAACAAAGUUGGAAAAGGUUCCAUUGAGAUUGGCAAUAUUCAAAAUAAAACAUUCAAAUAUUAGUGCAAAGGAAUGGGGAGGCAUAGCUGAGACGUUCAAGAGAUUGGUCCAUUUGGGGAUAUCUCCGGUGAUAUUACUUGAUUAUGAGUUUGCCGUAGAUGGAGAAUUCAAACGUCUCGAAUCACUAAUGAUUGAUCAUGGCAGUAAAAUCGUUAACCACUUGGAAAAACAACUUCAGGAUGAUAUUUUCAACGAGUUGGGGCUUACAGUCAUCAAUUCAUUGUUUAUAACAGAUGACAAAGGUGACUUAACGUUGAACUCUUUGGAAGAUAUAAUUAUCCCACUUUACCAAGGCAUAGUUCCAAUUAUCCAACCUUUGGUUUACAAUAAGACUACGUGUUCAUUGGAUAUUUCCCUGCCAGAUUUAUUGCUACAAAAUUUGUGUAUGUCAGCUCUUGAAGCUAAGGACUUAUUAUCAAUUGAAAAGAUUGUUCUAAUAGAACCCCGUGGAGGUAUCCCCAGUAUUGAAAGAGAUCAAACUUCACAUGUCUUCAUCAACUUGUCUCAAGAAUAUGCUGAUUUGGUACUGGAAUUAUACAUUGGAUAUAUCCAUCCGAAGAAUCGAGAUAUUCAUUUGAAAAAUUUGCAUACCGUGAACACCAUUUUGCAUCAAAUCUCCACAGUCACAAAGAAUGAUGAUACUACAGGAAUCAUCACCACUCCCAAAAUCAUGUCAAUCAAUUCUGAUCAAUUAAACCCAAUUAUUUAUAAUGUUUUAACUGACCGACCCAUUAUAUCUUCAUCCUUACCAAGCUCCAAUGCUCCUCAUUUGAGUACUUCAAUCAUAAAGAAAGGGAUGGAGGUUCAAAUUUUUGAUUCCCAAGAUUAUCCAGACGGGUUUACACUUGAAAGAUUAAUUGAUGACGGUCAUAUCCACCGAAGGAAAUUCUUUGACUUAAUCAAUGAUUCAUUCGGUAGAGAACUAGAUGAGAAAACUUAUAUGGAGAGAAUUAAUAAUACCAUAGCUACAGUAGUUAUAUUGGGAGAUUAUGAUGGUUCAGCAAUCAUAACUUGGGAAAAUGGAGUUGCCUAUUUGGAUAAGUUUGCUAUUGCACGGAAGAAUCAAGGAUUGCCAAGUCUUGCAGAUAUUAUUUUUAAGAUUAUUCUUCAAGCUCAUCCUAAUGAAUUAAUAUGGCGUUCCAGAAAGAAUAAUCCUGUUAAUAAGUGGUAUUUUGAAAGAUGCCGUGGAAGUUUCAGUAGUCCCGAGUCUCCUUGGAAAUUAUUUUAUACGGGGGAGAUCUUCGAUAAGAAGAUAAAUCGGAAACAAAAAGCUCGAAAGGAAGAAGUUAAUAUCUUCAAUAAAUUACGACAGUAUUCUUCUAUAUGUGAAGGCAUUCCUGCAUCUUUCAAGCUAUGA